AAAAAAAAUUGUACAUCAAGAUAAAAUAAAUUGUAAACAUGUUUUAUUUAUACAUUAAAUGAAUGAGAACUCGAUAAAUUGCUCUUGAUUGUGACUUUAUGAAAUGAAUAUUACGUCGCUUAGCCUUGUUGUUGACCGUGCGUACACAUACGAAUAUUUUCGUGAUAAAAACGUCUGUAGCCUUUGCUGGAAGAAUUUCACUCCUUGGGCACAGAGGAAAUCACGCAAAAACGAAGUUGUGUACAAGAUAAAGGAUUGUCUGGGCAUAGAAUUUAACGACAGUUGCUUACCGAGGAAAGCUUGCGACAGGUGUUGUCUCAAAGUGAAUGAGUUUUAUGAAUUCAAGCAGUCUUGUCGUGAAAAAGAUAGGAAAUUAAAAGAAAUAAUCAUCAAUUCGCAUCAUUGCAAUAGUAAUGGGUUUGUAAACACUCACACCUCAAUACCAUGUGAGGUCAAGAUUGAAAAUGUUGAUGUUCAAAUUUGUGAUAACAGUAAUAAUGUUGAUCUGCCACCUUGUUCUGAUGAGGUUAAGGGGGAAAGUGAAUUUCUUAAGACUGAAGAACUUAAUGAAACAGAAGAGGAGUCAAAAAGCUGUUCUCUUAGCAGUGUUUUCACAGACAACUGUCGAGAAGAAGAAAGUGAAGAUGAACCUACCAGAAUAGAUGACUUCCAUGACGAUAAAGAGGUGGUAGAAAAUUUAAAAAAAGAAUCUUUGAAGAAUAAAAAGUUACCCACUCUAAAAAGUUGUAAUGUUCAAAGUAGACAAUCUAUUCAUAAUGGUUGCAAAAAAAAGAUUUUAUUAACUAUAAAAAAGAGAAAGUAUCAACAGAAACGGUCUCCCACAUACUGCAACAUUUGCCGUUCAGAUUUAGGGAGUAAAGAGAAUCUGGUCAGUCACAAUGCAUCAAAUCAUGGCAUCGAAGAAGGCAACUUAUUCAAAUGCUUUGGUUGCGAGAAGCGUUUCAGAACUCGUAAGGCGCGACUCUCUCAUGAAAUCAAUUUCUGUAAAGGUCUGAAGGAGGGUUACAAAUGUGUUAAAUGCAAUAGGUUUUUACCUAGAAGAAACAUGUAUGAAGCACACAUGAGAGACCAUAGAGAACGCCCAGAAGUAAAGUUGCCAGAGAAGAUAUUCCAAUGUUUCAAAUGCUACAAACUCUUUAAAACUAAGUCAUGUUUAACGGAGCACAUGGCUGAACAUGAAUCUUUGAAGAAAAAUUAUGUUUGCGAAACUUGCGGACGGGUAUUCACUAGGCACGACUAUCUACACAAGCACAGGCUGACCCACACAGGCACAAAACAACACGCCUGCCCCCACUGUGGAUACAGGACUUCACAGAAGUCCUCACUAACUGUACACAUUAGGAAACACACUGGAGAGAGGCCGUACAGUUGUGAUCUGUGUCCGCAGCGGUGCAUCUCUAGCUCAAACCUGCGAGCGCAUCGCCGAAGGCAUCUCGGUGACAAAAAAUUCGAGUGUACAAUUUGCAGUAAAAGGUUCGGCUACAAGAUAAGUUUAGAAGAGCACGUCGAAUCUGUUCACGAGCGUUCUCAAACUUAUCCUUGCGAUGUAUGUGGCGCCAUCUAUACCAGAGCUCGCGGACUACGACGCCACUUGCUCGCGAAGCACGGCAAACAAAAAGUUGACAAACCCCAACCGAAAGAUGGCAGUAGCGCAUGCGAAGAAAGUUGUGGCGACCAGCCGAGAGAUGGCGUUAGUGCUAAAUACGACGAUGUUUACCUAAAAAUCGUGGACAAUAUCGUUGAUGAUAAAAAAGUUACCGUAAGAGAGAGCGAAGUUUACGAGAUCAAAAAUGGUGGGGAGUUCGUCCUUUUGAACUCUGAAAGUGGAGUUAUAUUGACGAAAAUGUAUUAAAUAAAUAAAUAUAAU
Messenger RNA from Chilo suppressalis (striped riceborer), 1888 nucleotides. The record is from the annotation of a GenBank genome assembly. Lineage: Eukaryota; Metazoa; Arthropoda; Insecta; Lepidoptera; Crambidae.